UGCAGUGUAGGCUGGUGAAGAUGGCGGCACUGGGUGAGGAGCGGCGGUUCGGGCUGUCCUGUGAGAAGCUGAACCCGGGAGCGCGCCUCUCGCUGUUUCAUGUCAAACUGACGGACAGCGCCGUUCGGGCGCUCGAGGCUUAUCGUCGGCUGGCGGCUUCCUUACCGAAUCAACCAGUAAUCUGCUUCCAGGGAAAUCAGGGGCAGUACAUCAAAAUUCCUGCCCCUAAAUCAGACUACCAUGAUGGUGUGCGAUGUUUUUCAUUCUACUUGUCAACUGACAGCAAGGACAAGCCGCAAGCAAGUUUUGACUGUAUUCACCAGUAUGUUUCAAGUUUCAAAAAGGAUCAUCUUGACUGCUUGGGAAGUAUUCAGGAUAAAAUCACAGUUUGUGCCACUGAUGACUCUUACCAGAUGACUCGAGAACGUGUGUCACAAGUAGAAAAGGAGUCAUGGAGUCGAACAACUAUAGAAAUUAAGCCAGGCUCAUCAUGUCAAGGUGUUCGAAAGCCGGUCCAUUUUCGAAAGCAAACUUCAAGCCCUGCUGGUGAUGGCAUUCCACUUCGAAAACACUCUCCUACCAUGAAUUCAGGCUUUGGUGUGAAGAAAACCUAUGCUAGUACAGUUACCCAAAGACCUCUUAAAGAUCGUGUCAUCCAUCUUUUAGCUUUGAAACCCUAUAAAAAGCCUGAGCUGCUUCUAUGGUUGGAAAAAGAGAAAGCAAAUCCAAAGGACAAAGCUGAACUGUCUUCUGUAUUGGAGCAGGUAGCAAAAGUGAAUGUGAAGGACAACAACAGCUAUACGUUAAAAGAUGAGCUCUACAAGGAAAUCCAACAGGAUUGGCCUGGUUAUAGUGAUGAAGAAAAACAAUUGAUUCGAAGACAGCUGAUAAGGAAGCGGCAACCAUCUCAUUCUAGUCAGACCAAGAGUUCUCAACUCAGUUCUCCAUUCCAGAAGUCCUCAGGGGAAUCUUCACCACAAUCUAGCCCUGUCAAGAAUUCUUUAUUGAAAAGACCAGUGCCUUUGGAGCAGAUAGAUUUGCACACAAACAAAAGAAGUAAAGUAUUACAGUCCAAGGAUCAUCCACAGCUUGUUUUAAAUGGACAACAUCCUCAUUCAACAUGCCUUACUGCCACGACAAAUUCCUGUGUAACUGUUAAAACAGAAUUCCAGCAGACUCGUACUUCACUGUCUGGGUGUCCAAAUGAGUUUAAUGAACCAUUUAAAGAGUGCAACAAUUCUUCAAGUGAUGUAAACAGAAGUGACAAAGAUUUCAAACGCAACAGGGAUAUUACUGGUAACCCCAGGAGCCAGGUUACACAGGCGAGUUUAGAACAGACAGCUUAUCCUCUUAGAGAGAGUGCGGAGCUCUCUUCUAGUCACAAUAAAAAGAAAUCCAAAAAACACAAAGAAAAAGUGAGGCAACAUGCAAAACCUGAAAUAAGAACGUGGCGAAAGGAGAGUCCAGCACAUCAGGUUGGAAAUCUACGUGAGACAAUUGAAGAGCAUGAAACCACAAAUACAUCUGCAACCGCUAGUUCAACAGUGGAAAUGCCUGACUAUUUAUUAAAGUACACUGCCAUUUCAUCUUUAGAAUUAUAUCAGAACUAUCGGAAUGACUUCAAUGCAGAAUACAGUGAAUACAGGGAUCUUCACGCAAGAGUUGGAAAUGUAACUGAACAAUUCAUGCAGUUGGGAUCAAAAAUCAAAGCACUUAACCCGGGAACAGAGGAAUACAAGAUGGUGGAGGACCAAAUAUUUGAGGAAUAUAAGAAAUUUAAGAAGACCCAUCCUGCAUAUCGGGAAGAGAAGGUUCGCUGUGAGUACCUACACAGGAAGCUAUCUCACAUCAAACAGUUAAUACUGGAAUUUGACUCAAACCAGAUGUCAUCAUGAUGUUCACUGCCAAGACUUCCUUUUCUUAAACAUUAAGACCAACUUUGUUGCUUCUGGACACCAAUGCAAGAGAACUUAUUAGUCUGGAUGACAAUUUGUAGCAUUAUUUUAUUACAAGUGAAGCCUUUUGACAGUUGAAGUUUGACCAUUGAAAGUGAUAGUCUGCUAUUGAAGGACUUGAGAGUCUCCAUGUUUGUGACAAGGUUUGACUACCUGCGAUUAACAAUGUGAACUGAGCCAGAAGCUGCAUGUUGUUUCUACACUUUUUGCAAUGUAUAUAUGUACUACGUACCAAAUCUCCAAGCCAGAAAAUAACACUGUUUUAGUAUUUUGGCAAAUGUUUAUCUCCUCUAAGAUGCCUUAAUAUGAAUUUAAGACAUUAGUCUGCCAUGCAGUUUUGUGGGGUCAGUCUUUAUAUGCAGCAUGCAUUUCUGAUCAUAAAUUCACCACCUAAGGUUACAGUGUCCUAGAUUAACAGCUUCAGGUGACAUUAUCAUGGUACCUAAGACACAAAUACCUAGCUUUAGCAGUAAUACUGCCUUAAGGUGUUUCUACUUAGAAAUAACACUAGUAUGUGUUUUCUCGUGACUUUUGCUUUGGCUUAGUUUGCUUUUAAACCAGUCAGACAUGAUUUAUUGUCAUUCGAGGGAGGCGAUGACCUAGUGGUAUUAAAACUUGACUGUUACUCCAGAGACCCAGAUAACAUUCUGGGGACCCAGGUUCAAAU
Messenger RNA from Chiloscyllium plagiosum (whitespotted bambooshark), 2622 nucleotides. The record is from RefSeq and is a predicted model, not a curated record. NCBI's taxonomy places the organism in Eukaryota, Metazoa, Chordata, Chondrichthyes, Orectolobiformes, Hemiscylliidae.